This is a messenger RNA of Opisthorchis viverrini, 265 nucleotides long. RefSeq lists its product as hypothetical. NCBI's taxonomy places the organism in Eukaryota, Metazoa, Platyhelminthes, Trematoda, Opisthorchiida, Opisthorchiidae. The annotation marks the transcript as partial. The transcript has a single exon. The record is from RefSeq and is a predicted model, not a curated record.
AUGAUUGAAGGUGUCUGUCCGAUGGGCGCGGCCCGAUCGAAACCACUCAUCCCCCGGUCUUCGCGCAUGAUGGCAUUGAGGAAGUUCAAGAACUUUGGACGUGAUUUAACGGACACACGACCCAAUACCAACAGCGCCCAACCCGCCAAAACUUCGAAGGGAACUGCACCGAUUCUCAGACUUCCAAAUGAUACUGAAAAUACAGUCAGAAAAGUUGGGGAAGCCUAUCUGGCCUCGGGAGAUACCGACCAGUUGCGCGUGAAAA